AGUCUGUACACGGAGACAUAUUUUCCCGUCGGUUGGCGCAAACCUGCAAACCGGCUUUUGACGGUGAAUUUGUCGAGUAAAUUGAACGAAUCCUCCGCGAAAGUAAUUCAGUUAUCCAGACAGAAUCUGUAACGGCCCGAUCACAGAAAGUCCAGUAAAAUUUCCCGUCCGUUACGGUUUUUUGUGCAGUCCCAACGUGGAAGGCCUGCCACUGAACCAUUUCCUGGCUAGUGUAAAAAAUAACUGCUAAACAGGUCGUAUGUAUGCCCUCUUCACAAAUACGUACAAAUACGAAACUAUUUUGCCAUUGUUUUUCUUGGAUUGUUCUCUUUUUCGAACCAGUCCGAAAUCCCAUACCUAGAAAAUUAAAGUUAAAAACUCGCUGGAGCGCAGAUUCAAAGGCCUCCGAUGAUAUUGACGAAAACAAGGUAAAUCUUUUAUUUUCGUAAUCGGGGGAAUUCUUGUACUACAUAAUUGAAUUUGUCUCCAAAACCCCCCGAUCGGAAACCCCCCCUGCGGAUACGACGCGAAAAGCUAAUUUUUUCGCGGAAUUUUCCUUCUGUAUCUGGGCUCUCGGGAUCGAAACCCUUUAUUUUCAAAUUGUGGAAACCCAAUCAAGAAACUUCUAUUCGUUUGCGUAGCAGAGAAAAAGAUCCAUCUCUAGGGUUUGUGGAAAUACAAAGAGGGCCAAGGAAUGUUCUUUGGGGACAGAGAGCGAAGUUUUACUAAGGCAUUAUUUUAUUAGGGUUUUAGCGCUUUAAUGGCUGAUCACGAUGACGAGGAGUUGCAAAUGGCAUUACGGAUGAGCCUGCAGCCGCCCCCGGAGGCGAAGCGGAGUAAGCCCAGGGAAAAUGUAGGUACCGGUGCUUCGAUGGAGGGCUCCGAGGCUAGUGCUCGGCGUGAGCAGCGCGAGCUUCGCGCGGCCGCCGCAGAGAAAAGAAUGUUAUCUGCUCAGACGCCUCUAGUGCAGACUGUAAGCCCUCCUGUACACAUGCAGCAGGGUUCGGUCAAGGCGGAGGUAAAAGAAAGGCCCUUGACGGUGGAGAAAUCGUCGCCUCAACAAGUUUACAGAGGAAAAAGGAGCAUCGACGAAGAUAGUCAGGGUCUGUCUGUUCAACAGUCGGAACAAUUAUAUAGCAUGGUCUUCGGGCGGCAAGUUACCAGAGACAUCCUGUCUCAGUGGUGUAAUCAGGGUUUCAGGUUUAGUUCUGAACCUGGUACAUCUAUGGGCCUGGUGCAACUAGAAGGAGGACCUUGUGGUGUUCUUGCGCCAAUUCAGGCAUUGGUCCUUAAGUACCUUUUGUUUGUGCAUGAGGAAGGAGGUGGGCCUUCCAUCAAUCUGCUACAACAUAACCUUGGGUAUGCAGAUGCGACAAUGCCAGAACAUAAACAGACAAGAGCAUUGGUAUUAGCAAUGGCGGAAACAUUAUGGUUAGCUGGAAGGAGAAACAGAGCUGUUAUUGCUACAUUGAAUAUUCACUAUCCUCAGCCCAGCAAUCAUGCCAAAGAUGGUCAAAAUGACGAGAUGAUUGCUAGAGCACUGGAGGGCCUUUCCAUUAAUUCUGCUUCAGAAUUGCAGAAUGUCCUGAGAAUAAAUGUAUUUACUUCUACGAGCGCUCUUGUACAGAAACUUAGGGAUAUCCUUCCUAUAUUUCAAAGUCGUAUGGGAGCACUAUUAUUCCUUUUCUCAGCAUUGCUUUCAAGAGGAUUGGAUGCCAUUCAAGCUGAUAGGGAUGAUCCAGGGCCACCAUUAGUCACUGAUCCCUUUGGACAUGCAUCACAGGAGAUUGUAAAUUUAUUACUUUGUGGACAUGCAGCCUCCAAUGUUUUUGAUGACCGUAUGGAUUUGGGUGAUGGUUUAUUUCUGAAAGGGAUACCUACUAACGUGGAAGUAGGAUUUCUUUCGUUGCUGGAGUCACUUAAUUUUUGCAAGGUUGGCCAAUAUCUUAAACACCCCAGGUGGCCAAUUUGGGUAGUUGGCAGUGAGUCACAUUAUACAGUAUUGUUUGCUCUUGAUACUAAUGUGCAGAAGGAAAAUGAACUGGAGGAUCGCGAAUUACAAAUUCGCAAGGCUUUUGAUGCUCAUGAUCAGAGUGGUGGAGGAGGUUUCAUCAGUUCAGAUGCCCUACAACAGUUGCUCAAAGACAUGAAGAUUGACAUGCCUCAUGAUAAAUUAGAAAGUCUUUGCAGUACAGACUUUGUUGUCUGGAACGAAUUUUGGCAAGUUCUGAUGCAGCUUGACAUAAGUUUGGGAGGGCUGAAAGAUUCCAGUGGUCUCAAUGGUAGGAAGCAGUUUGACUUGUAUCAUUUCAAUGGGAUUGCAAAAGCUGUAAUAAAUAACAUGCAAAAUGCUGGAGAAGCAUUGGAGCAGAGGCCCAGGCUAACAAAAUUACGUGUUUCUGUGCCUCCAAAAUGGACCCCUGAAGAAUUUAUGGCAGAUGUAUCAUCAUCACAUGAUGUUGGUCCAAGUGGGAAGGAUGGUUCUGGUGAACUUCAAGGUCCAUCUUUGUCAAAGGACGAGCCUGCACAACAUGCUCCACUUGUAGAUUGUAUUCGUACCCGUUGGCCUAGAGCUGUAUGUAAUUGGUUUGGAGAUCCUCCCAGCAUUGUUUGAUGGUUGUACCUUAAAGAGGUUGUAGCAGGAUUAGGUAAGAAUAUAUUGCCUGUACUUCUGGUUGCAACUGAGGUUCUUUGCUCAGUAAAUGAUAGAGAAUGUCCAUAAUGAGUUUGCAGAAGAGUAAGAAAAAGAAUUGCUCUGAUCAACAUUUCAACUGCAAGAAACAUGCACAACCCCUUUCGUGGUUUGGAGCAUACAUUGAAAGCAGCUUCUAGUGGAGUUAUAGAAUAAUUUUUUAAAACUUGGUCUUGGUAUGUUUAAUAGCUUUACCACGAGCCAAAAAAGUGGUUUCUUGUAAAAUGAUCCUGAUUAUGAGUCGUUUUAAUUGUGCAGUGGUGUUGACCUUAUUUUAGUGGUCAACACUUACAAACUGUUGACAAGUGCUUUAAUUUCUGCUUAGCAUCAUUAAUUCCACACACAUCACAUAGUUUGUAAACAUUGGACAAUUAUCCUCGACAAACACAGAGAACCCUGACGAGCCCAGAAUGUUGUUCCUUUUCUAUUUUUGUCAUAGUGCGAGAAUGUAUUAUGUUGGUUGUGGCUAUGGUUGUUUCUGAUUGUAUUAGUCAAUCAGGGAACCAUGAAUCAGGCUUAUCUCAUUCAAUAGCCUGUAUUUACGGGACAAUUGCAUGUCAAGUAUUCAGCUUAUUCCUUCUUUCUCUGUGGAGUGUACUCGCACUUUCUGUAGAUUAUCAUUACAGAGUAAAGCAAAGCAACAUGCCUUGACCGUGGUACUGUGAGGUGGAAUUGUAUUGUCAUAUCGAAGGAAUAUAUUUCUUGUUUUUCCUUUGUAA
Messenger RNA from Cryptomeria japonica (Japanese cedar), 3411 nucleotides. RefSeq lists its product as uncharacterized. The record is from RefSeq and is a predicted model, not a curated record. The transcript has 7 exons. Gene Ontology annotation, molecular function: K48-linked deubiquitinase activity; cysteine-type deubiquitinase activity; calcium ion binding. The coding region runs from base 761 to 2614 and encodes 617 amino acids. Lineage: Eukaryota; Viridiplantae; Streptophyta; Pinopsida; Cupressales; Cupressaceae. Gene Ontology annotation, biological process: protein K48-linked deubiquitination.